AUGGCGACUCUCGGCGGCAGUCGUGGGGAUCGUCACGGCAACUCAAAUCAACAUAAGUCUUCUCUUGUAUCUCCAGAGAAAGUUCGCGAUAUUCUCAACGAGGGGGUCUCGUCGACAGGCACCGGAGCCAACAGUGGAAAAGGAAAUUUGAAUGUUCUCGAGGCAAAAAGCAACACUCAAGCACCUUGCGAGGCAACCAACAAAGAAGCCUUCUUCUCAAGAGUGGAAUCAUAUUCAUGUUUGAAAUGGGCAGGCAAGCCCCGCGCACUGUCCCCUCUGAUGUGUGCCAGAUAUGGCUGGAUCAACGUUGGCUGCGACAUGCUCAAGUGCUCCAGCUGCCAGGCCUUCCUUUGUGCAUCACUACAACCAACUUUAGACUUUGAAAAAUACGAAUCCCGCAUUGGAGAGAUAUCGAGGCAGCUUCAGACACAGCAUGAGAAGUUUUGUCCUUGGCCUGACUUUCCAUGUCCAGAGCGGUUCUGGCUGGUUCCAGCCUGUGAACCAUCAGCACUUCUUACUGCCUUCUUAGAGCGCUUUCAGAGCGCCUGUCUGCUUGCACAGCAGCUGCCAGCUAUGAAGCCUGAGCAGCUGAAAUCCAUGUCAUUGACUGAGGAUGUUAUCAGUGUUAUACUGCAGCUGAUUGAGGAAGAACAAAAAAGAAAGGGAGGGACUCCAUGUUCUGAACCUUUGGCUGUCCAAGUGGCUGCAUGCAUAGUCUCUCUCUGUGGCUGGGGUGGAAGCCCAGCUCUGCACGCCAUGAACCUGCCCAUCCUCACGUGCUCCUAUUGUAUGCGCAAAGUGGGCCUGUGGAAUUUCCACCAGAUGGAGGGAACAGGAGGUGAGGGUGAUGGCUCACCAAACAGCCCCUCUACCCAAACAACAGGUCUGGCCUCAACUGUGCCACACGACGGCCAAGGGGACCGCUCCACGUCUGCAUCACCUACUCCCGCUACAACUCCAUGUCGCAUGAAACUCAGGAGCCAGGACUCCACCCGCUCUGAUCAGGGUGAUGGCAACACCUCCCUCGUGGGCCUGCGUGCCCGAAGCAGAGACUCACCAAGCCCUAGUGAAGAUCAGCCAAGUCCUUUGGGCAGGGGAAAGAGGGCCGCAACCCGCAGUCGAGGGCAAGGGGACAAUUCUGGGGGAGAUGGGGCUGUAACCCUGCAACACCCUCCCAAACGCCUGUGCCUUUCAUCAGUUGGUGGCCCCGAUGGGCUUCUGCACAAGAAUGCAUUUGACCCCCUUGCCCAGCACAGAGACUGGUGUCCCUGGAUCAUAGCAGGAAAGGAAAACUUGGAUCCAGGGGCCAUCCCCUUUUUUGAUGGGGUUUCUUCACUUCAUCAGCAGGGCUGGAAGGCUGCUCUCAACCUCCUCAUUCCCAUGAAGAAGAACUCUAAUACAGUGGGGGACAGUCCAGCCCAGGGCCCUCGUGACAAGUCUAAAAGGGUGUUCGCUAUAUUCCGUCAGUGGCAGGUAUCCUCCUCUCCAUCUCAGUAGAUUGUUUCCAUCCAAACAGCAUCGCAACACUGGAUUGAUGAACUGACCUGCCCUCUUUUUGUGGUACAGAGUUUGUAGUACCAGUGACAGGAGUGUCCUAUCAUAUCAAUGUAUAUGCCAGCCAGUAAAGUUGUCUCUGGAGGAAAAUUUGAGUGUCUUUAGACAAAUGGAUGAGUGUCUUGUCUGUGAACAGUGAAAUAUGUGAAGGAUGCCUGUGUAGCUUUUAAACACAUGAAUUCUGCUACAUGAAUAAUGGGAUGUGCAACUUUUAAGGCCUUGGUAACGUGUCAUGAUAUAGAACACAUCUCUGUGUAAGAAUUGGUCACAAGCAAGGCAUCUUCUAUUAACCUCACAUGAAGUCUUCUUUGGUAGACUUCAUGACAUCAUGAAGAUCCGGUUUCCUGUGGAAAACGAAACAAGGAAUCCGUGAUGCUGAGUACGUGCCAAAUGGCUCGACACUGGAAAGGCAGUGUUUACCUUCAAUGUAUGUUGAGUCAUUUGGAGUGGUAAACAUUAACCUCAAAUUAACAAACUGUGAGGAAGUCCUUUUUUGUAUGUGUACUGUGUUGCUUAAAAAGAUGUGUGAUUACAAGUUCUCUUUUGAAAAGAACCUAUUCCUUUUGGAGUAGUGAAAUGUUUUUCAUUCAGUUAGGAGAUAGUGCUGAAAUCCUGAUUAAUGCAGGCAGAUAGAACCCUGUGCCAUGAACGUCAAACAUGUUUUCAAUUAGAUUCAGGAUUGCCUGUACUUCCUUUCUGCCUUCCUGUGACAUCUCAUUGUUGAUGCAGUCCUCACUAUCCUGCAUGUGCUUUUAUCUCUGCAGAAUUUCCUUUAGGAGGUUUAAUAAAAUGCUCUUCUGAAAAUUUCUUUGACAUUGCAUGU
This is a messenger RNA of Scomber japonicus (chub mackerel), 2377 nucleotides long. RefSeq names its product zinc finger, C3HC-type containing 1 (gene zc3hc1). The transcript has 10 exons. Lineage: Eukaryota; Metazoa; Chordata; Actinopteri; Scombriformes; Scombridae. The record is from RefSeq and is a predicted model, not a curated record. Gene Ontology annotation, molecular function: zinc ion binding. Gene Ontology annotation, cellular component: nucleus. Bases 1 to 1497 code for a protein of 498 amino acids.